Molecule: messenger RNA, 1579 nt
Organism: Trifolium pratense (red clover)
Lineage: Eukaryota; Viridiplantae; Streptophyta; Magnoliopsida; Fabales; Fabaceae
Product: beta-1,4-xylosyltransferase IRX9
Exons: 3
Coding region: 252-1268 (338 amino acids)
Biological process (GO): glucuronoxylan biosynthetic process; plant-type secondary cell wall biogenesis
Cellular component (GO): Golgi membrane
Molecular function (GO): xylosyltransferase activity; galactosylgalactosylxylosylprotein 3-beta-glucuronosyltransferase activity
Source: RefSeq, a predicted model, not a curated record
AAGCAAUUCCUUACCUAUGAAAUACCUCCAAACAUAAGUUAAUUAUUUAGUUUGGCAGUAUCAAUCAUAACAUCAAUAUUUCAAACGUUUUUCUUAACAAAUAUAGUGCUGCCCCAUGCACCUAUAGUUUAUACUUUAUAUUACAUUAUUAAAUAACCCUUCUCUUCAUUCUAUUCCAACAAUUUCUCAAUUUUAUUCCAUUCCCAACCUCAAUUUUUUGGUCAAACUUAUUUUUUUCUUUCUUUCAGAAGAUGGGUUCAUUAGAAAGGUCAAAGAAAAAAACUCAUUUAUGGAAAAAAGCAAUGCUUCAUUUUUCUCUAUGUUUUGUGAUGGGUUUUUUUACAGGUUUAGCUCCAUCAGGUAAAUCUUUAAUUUUUCCUAGCAAAAUUGAAAUUUUAGCUUCAAAUGUAACAAAAUUUGUAGCACCUCAACCUUCUCAAAUUUCAACAAAAAAUGUUAACAAAAGUUGGAUAGCAUCAGCACCACAAAUUCAUAGCCAAAAAACAAAAGCAACAACAACUAAAUUGCAUGUAAAAUUAUUACCUCAAUUGAAGCCUAAAAGACUUGUAAUCAUAGUAACACCAACAAGCACAAAAUUACCUUAUCAAAAUGUUUUUUUAAGAAGGUUGGCAAAUACUAUUAAGCUUGUUGAUCAACCAUUGCUUUGGAUUGUUGUCGAAGCGAAAACCGAUUCGACGGAAUUGCCGGAAAUAUUAAGGAAAACUGGUAUUAUGUAUAGACAUGUGGUUUAUAGUGAAGAAUUUAUGGACUUAGAAGAUGAAUUGAAUCAUCAGAGAAAUUUAGCACUUGGUCACAUUGAACAUCAUAGAUUGAGUGGAAUUGUUCACUUUGCUGGUCUUUCUAAUGUUUAUGAUCUUCAAUUCUUUCAACAGCUUAGAGAUAUUGAGGUCUUUGGGACAUGGCCAACAGCACUAUUACUUGCAAACAGAAAAAGAGUGAUAAUUGAAGGACCUGUAUGUGACUCAUCUAAAGUCAUUGGAUGGCAUUUAAGGAUUAUGAACAAUGAGACAAUUACUUCUCCCAUUCAUAUCUCAAGUUUUGCAUUCAAUAGCUCUAUUCUUUGGGACCCUGAGAGAUGGGGCCGCACUUCCUCAGUUAAAGACACUUCUCAGAAUUCAAUCAAGUUUGUGAAGCAAGUAGUACUAGAAGAUGAGGCUAAGUUGAAGGGAAUUCCACCAGAUGAUUGCUCCAAAAUCUUGCUAUGGCGUUUCAACUUUUUUUAUGCACGCAUCAUUUCCAAGCACUAAUUUUUAAUUACUAUACAUGAUAUUAGUUAAAGAUUGAUAAAUGAUAGGGAAAAUAAUGAAUGUUGAAGCAAUUCAGAAAUUGGCCAUAUUGCUUUCCUAUGGAGUACAAAAUAUAUGAAAUUUAUUCAUUUUUUUUUCUUAUCUUUGUAAUUGUCUUCCGUAUAUAUUUUUAUUGAUUUUUGCUUCUUUUUUUUCAAAAAUUUUGUUAGCUUAUGUAAGAGAGUUAUGCUAUGAAGCAAAACAUUUAAAGCAUAUUGGAUUAUUUUUGUAACAUAAAGAUUCUCGAGCAAGCAAAUUAAAUUUGUUGUCUA